UGGGUGUCUUCAGAUGACAUCAUUAGACUAAACUUUGCAACAUGGCGACAGAUCUCACUGAUGAGGUGGAGGCAAUGGAAAAGACGAACCAAGCUUCCCAUCCCGGAUUUAGCAACGAGAAGUAUUCUUUGCUUGUCAUCGUCGGGGAGCACAGCCGGGCGGGAUUUGUGGAUUUCGUGGUUGCAGAGAUUGAGCGAGGCCUGCGCUCGUGGGGGGUGGACCUGAAGGCCUGUAACCUGGACGAGCAGCUCAAGCUCUUCAUCUCCAGACACUCCGCCUUAUUCUCCGACCAAGUCAAAGGACAGAGGACUCUGCAGCACAGUGGUGACGUUCUGGACACACAGGUGGUUGUGAAUCCGUCCCAAUCUCUGGUUUCAUCUGAGGUCCGGAGGCUUAUCUCUGAUGAGUCGCGCCACAAGCUGCUGAUUCUUGCGGGGCAGUGUGUCGAGCGGUCAGGUGACCUCGUGCUGCAGACUGGGAGCUUUUCUCUCGAUGACUUCAUCCAGAUAUUUGCAGACGAGGAGAUCGGUGAGCUGCUGAGCUCUGCAGACCCAACACAGAAGGCGACGCUGACUCUGAGCUGUCCCAGUACGGGCACGUGGAAGAACUCGGUGCUGGAGAAGCACAACCUGCAGGACUUCAUCGAGAUCAAGAUCAACCCCACCGCCACGCUGCCCGAGAUGGAGGGCCUGCAGGAGUUCACGGAGUACCUCUCCGAGUCCCUGGAGCCGCAGUCACCCUUCGAGCUCCUCGAACCGCCGAGCACCGUUGGCUUCCUCAAGCUCUCCCGCCCCUGCUGCUAUAUCUUCCCAGGGGGUCGAGGGGACUCUGCCUUUUUCGCCGUUAAUGGAUUUAACGUCCUGGUGAACGGAGGAUCCGAUUCACGCUCCUGCUUCUGGAAGUUGGUCAGGCAUUUGGACCGGGUCGACUCCAUAUUGCUCACACACAUUGGCGUAGACAACCUGCCCGGUGUGAACAGCCUCCUCCAGAGAAAAGCAGCUGAGCUUGAGGAGGAGCAGCAGGGCACUGGCUCCCAGGCCAACGAGGACUGGCUGAAAAAUCAGAUUUCUCCAGAAAUCGGGGUGGUUUUCCUGAAUGCCCCAGAGAGACUGAAAACACUCCAAGGCGACCCCAAAGUACUCCGAAGCUGUGACCAGGCAGCGCUCACCUUACAGCAUCUGCAGAAGCUGUCCAUUACUCCAGAGCAUCUCUCGCGCUCCAGCGGCCCAACGAUUGAACCGGUCAUCCUCUUCCAGAAGAUGGGAGUCGGCCGGCUAGAGCUGUACGUGUUGAACCCAGUCAAAGGGAGCAAAGACCUGGAGGCCCUCAUGCAGUCCUGGCCAAACAAUGGUGCCAAUCCAAAGGGCUCUGACCUGCCGUUGCCCUGCCUUGCCUCUAUCUGUGCCCUUCUGGUUUGGCAUCCUGCCAGCCCACACGAGAAGAUCAUCCGGGCCCUCUUCCCCGGAUGCACGCCCCAGAGUAAAAUUCUGGAAGGGUUCGAAAAACUGAAGCACCUGGACUUCCUCAAACACCCUGUUGUGAGUUUGAAGGACCUCGAGACGUCCAAGUCGGAUAAACAGCCAAAGCGUGCUGAAAGCAAAGAAAGCCUCAAGUCCCUUCCCAGGGACACGAGACCAGCAAGUGCCUCUGUGAAGGAUAAGUUGGCCCGUACUGAUGUGAAAAAGCUGGACCCUAAGUCCAAGACCAAAGCUGCAGGCGAAACAAGUGCGUCUAAGGAUGGUAAGGAUGAGGACAAAGCAAAACCAAGAGACAGUGAGACGAAACUAAAGCCGUCAAAGGUCGACAAGCCUUUGACAAAGAAGGAGCCUGUGAAAGAUGAAAAGAAAGAAGUACGUAGUAAGGAAGCCAAGCCAUUGACAAGUGUUGCCAAGAAAGAAGAGAGCAUGGAGAAAAAGAAGGAGAUAGUCAAGAAGGACCUUAGUCUAAAACCAAAGAAGGACUUGAAACCUGAAGUGAAGAAAGAAAUUAAGAAAGAAGUCAAACCUGAAGAAAAGAAACCAGCCAAAGCCCCUGCCAAAAGGGUCUCCACAGCGGGGGCAUCAGCUACGGCUAAGACCACAGUGAAGAAUGGCACCCUGAAAAAGGAUCAAGGUACUCUUAAGAAGGAAUCAGCAAAAGGGGCCAAGUCCAAGCCUGACAAGAAAGAUCUGGGAAAUCUAAAGGUCCCCUCUUCCUCAGAGGGGGAAGCAGAUCGCUCCAAAAUGUCCACGCCCGAAGACAUGACUGAAGAGUUUGAGAAGUUGAAAUUGGAAAAUGAGCAAGGCUCAGUAAACACUACAACAGGAAGUGAAGCUAAACAGUCAAAAGAAGUAAAUGGCGUUGGAGCAGGUGCUAACACUGGGGAAAGCCCAGAGAAAUUCAGAUGCAUGGAUACACUACCCGCUCCCAGCCAGUCAGCGGAUCCCACCUCACCUCUUGCAAGGACACCAAAGAGUGAGCGCAGCGUCAACUUCGACCUGACGCCAACCGAACACAGAAUUGGUCCGGAGGACGGGUGUGUGAGUUCAGAGGAGAAAACCCUGGAGAUGGUGUCCCCUCCAGGCUCGGGGCAGAACAGUGCUGGCCACACACCUUUCCACCAGUCUCCCGACGAGGAUGCCCAGGGCUCCGGUGAGGACAGCAGUUUAGGCGGGAAAGUUCCCAGCCUCAGUCUGGAGGACAGUCACGCCCCAGGGUCCAACAAGACGUCAGACGCAGGCUGCUCCAGAAGCAACCUGGAGAACAACUCCACCUCCUCCCAGGACAAACAGUCCAGCUUCCUCUCUCUCAGCUCCUUCAACAUGAUGGCUGACGGUCCCUCCUUCACGUCCUUGCCUGCCGAGGUUGGCUCGCCACAUUCUACUGAGGUUGACGAGUCCUUAUCUGUGUCCUUCGAGCAGGACAUGGGGGACAGGACGUUCUCCAACGGCCACCUGGUGGAUCCGGAUUCCAAAGCGGGCAUGUCUCUACCCCUAAAGGCGUGUCACAACAUGCGCUCGUCAGGAGACGGGUGCGACGAGAGAGGCUCUGGUCCUCAGGGGCUCUUCCCCGACCUCCCUCCCCACGAUGUGGACCUGUGCCUGGUCUCGCCCUGCGAGUUCCAGCACCACAAGUCCCCAGAGGGCCUGACUCCAGGGCACCCCGCCAGCCCUCACGAUCUCUCGGACGAGAGCGACUCGCAGGAGCUGGUCAAGCCUGUGUGCUGCAACAACAACAACAACGACCAGCUCACACCCCAGGGUGCGAACACACCGCCAACGUCCGCCAGCGAGUCUCUUCCUACGGGCACGGACUCAGACGUGCCCCCAGCCACUGGGGACUGCCCCUCCAUCAGCGAAGACACCUUGGAUUCGGACGAGGACGACUCCGGCGACAUCUUCCCACCCCAGCAAGCUCACGACCAUCCCACCCCUCACUCCUCCCACCGAAAGGGUCCGCUCUCGUCCCCGGACCCGCCUCCAGCCCCCAUGAAGGACCUGCCCCCCCUCCCGCCACAGCCUGGCGCCUGCAUGGCCGACCCUGACGCAGACGCCCAGGCCAAGAAGAGCACCGCCAAAGGCAAGAAGCCUGCUAGCGCCACCCAGAGGCUAUCCACAAACAGCACGGCAGCAGGGGGCAAAGCGAAGAGUGGCCUGGGAACAGGAGGGGGCACGCUGAAGGCCACCUCUACCCUGGACACCAGGCCUGCUUCACGUGGUGGCGCUGGGAGUGGAUCACGGCCAUCUACUGCAAAGCCCUCUUCCUCAGGCUCUGCGGGCUCCAAGGCCUCUGCGGCGCCGGUGUAUUUGGACCUGGCCUACCUGCCCUCAGGCACAGCAGCGCCAUCUGUGGACGUGGAGUUGUUCCGCCGCCUGCGCUCGUCCUGCUACAUCGUGAGUGGACACGACCCGCAGAAGGAGGCGGUCAUGAGGAGCAUCCUGGACGCCCUGCUGGAGGGCAAAACCGCAUGGACAGAUGUGCAGGUGACGCUUAUCCCCACGUUUGACUCGCUGGCGAUGCACGACUGGUACCAGGAGACGCACGAGCGCCAGCGAGAGCUGGGCAUCACCGUCCUGGGCAGCAACAGCACCGUGGCCAUGCAGGAUGAGACCUUCCCAGCAUGCAAAGUGGAGUUCUGAGUUCCGAGUUCUGAGACGCCCCGCGGAACAGAAGGAGAGCUUUUUGUUUUGUUUUGAUUGUUGUUGUUUUUUUUUUUUUUAAAGAAGACCAUGAACGGAUCCUUUCCCCCUGCAGCGUUGUAGUUGAGAGGCGCUGUUAGGGGGGGAUGACCGCUGUGAUACCCAAGAAACUUGUAGUAGAGAGGCUCUGUGAUGAUACCCAAGUGAAAUGUACGUAGAGAGGUGCCCUGAUGAUACCCAAGUGAAAUGUACGUUGAAGGAAGAAGGUGAAGGUCGUAGAAUUUCAGCCAGGGUCGUUUUUUCGAGGUUAUUUGAAGUGAUCGGGGUUCUAGUGAUGGAAGAACGUAAGACUUGAGAAUUCCCCGCUGUAGAGGAGGGACAGGAUGAGAACGUAAGACUUGAGAAUUCCCCGCUGUAGAGGAGGAACAGGACGAGGUUUAUAUUUCCGCCUAUCUAGAAGAGUCACUCCAUUUCCACCUGUCUUUGCCUUAGAUCUGUUUUGGACGCUUUAUUGGUCUUGUUGGGACAAAGGGACACUUGCAUGUGUAGAAGACAGAGGUACUGUAGCACUUCUACAGGGACGGCCAUGUUGGGUCCCGUAAACGUAAUCUGUAGGGUUUGGGGACACUUCCUGAUGCACGGUGCGUGGUUUCCCGUAGACUUUCACUUGCGCCGGCGGUGAACGCUAGAGUUGCUCAAGCUUCAUCACAGGGCUUUCUCUUUAUAUGCAUGUCUAAGUACCCUUAAUAGAGCAUAACCUCCUGUUUGUUCACGUCGAGGACUUCUUUUUAGAUUUUUUAAAACCCUCUGCACAAAUGUUGUGCAUAUAAUCUUGCACAGAAUUAAUUGGACCAGCUAUUUGUUAGGUGGCAUAAAUGUUUACAGUUAAAGAUACUGACCAAUAUGAAACUAUUGCAAUAGAAAAUACUCCAUACUCCCUCCUGCACAUUGUCCAGGUGGUACACCCCAAGUAGAAGCACAUCCCAAAGUGAGCUCUUUCUCUCUGGAUUUGCCGUUCUGCUGGUAGAGACUUACAAGACGGUAAACGUUGUUAGACAUCUUACACUAAACUAGUUUUGUCACUGGUACUCCUUCAAUUUGGGAAAGAUGGAUUUUCAUCCAAAUGAAGACCACACAUAGAAAUAAUGCAAUGAAAGGUUUAACUGUACUGGGAAAAAUAUAAAUUGCAUUGUGGGUGUUAUAGUUAGAGUUGGUUUGAUUGGGAAAAACUUAGUGCCUAUAUGUUCAGUAUUUGCACACAAAAGGGGACCUGUCUGUUAUCAACAAUCACGUUUGAUUUCUAUGGAAUGUAAGGGGUAUGCUGUACUUGUUCUUUUGGCCUUGAUGGAUGUGUGUGUGUGUGUGUGUGUGUGUGUCAAACACACACCUUGGCUGAUCUCCUCAUUACAAAAACACACUCCAUGAUCCCCAGCAGGCCCACCUACACAAAUCAUGUGAACGUCUCACUUAAUCUCUGUGUGUGUGUGUGUGUCUGUUCGUCUGCCUGAUUCUGUCUGUCUGUCUGAUUCCGUCAUACCACUUGAACGUUUUAUCUGUCAGCUUAUAACAUUUCAUAUUGUUUUCAUUUCAAUUCAAAGUUGCAUUGGUACACAGCAGUAUUUGGUUUAAACGCAUUUCAAGGUAAUUUGUAUUGAUGUGAAAGCAGGUGCUUUCAUACCUGACCAUGAAAACAAUCUGGUAUAACAUGUCCUUGACGUGUGUCCUGCAAAGGAUCCUGACCAUGAACACAUUCUAGUAUAACAUGUCCUUGACGUGUGUCCUGCAAAGGAUCCGGUUUCUUGUUUCAUUCACAUCAUUUAUAGUCUGAGGACAACAUUUCAUGAACGUAAUUCCUUCAUAUCCUUUUGUUAUUUAUUUUUAUUUUCUUAAAUUAUUGUCCAUUUUAUAUGUUUUCUUCAGUGUACCUGAACCAAAAAAAUUCCAUUUCCACGAUUUCUACUUGUAAUACUCCUUCCAACUCUAACAUUAAUAAGUGUGCAUUUGCAUGUUACUUUGUUAACUUUUGUUGUCCCUUUCAUUCUCCUGAAAGUUCGAGCCGAGUUGCAGUAAUGACACACGUCUACAGAAAUGUUUAAAAAACAUUUUUUUUAAAAGAAGCACAGCAGCAGAGCAUUACUUGAGUCGGCCAGUGCAUGAACCGCUCCCAUGUCUUGCAUUUUUCUGAAGGUCAUAGAAUGUUCCAGAACAGCUCUUCAUCAGUACGUUAAGGAUGCUGACCAUUAACAGUGAAUGACGGUAAACACCAAACCUUUGGCCUGCACCCAGGCAUGUGUUCAUGAUAUUUGGCAUCACUCUUCUGAUACACAGCGGUCCAGUUGGUCAGAAUAUUUAAAAACUAACCUUCUUGAAUCUGGCUCCUGUUACCUUCUUCGUUUGUCUUGUUCUGUGUCCAGUGUGCAACAGACCGGUCACCACUGGUGCACAGGUAGUAGCUCAUGACUACCCUCUGCUGGAAGAACGGCAGGUGCCACAGAAAGUUUUGGACAGUCGAGAAAAUGAUGCAAUUACAGUAUAAACACUACACUAUUGUUUUUUUUCCCUCUGAAAUAAAUAUUCCCCUUUUAUAA
Alosa sapidissima (American shad) is the source of this 6706-nucleotide messenger RNA. It is a transcript of the gene map1sa, whose product is annotated as microtubule-associated protein 1Sa. Bases 42 to 4118 code for a protein of 1358 amino acids. NCBI's taxonomy places the organism in Eukaryota, Metazoa, Chordata, Actinopteri, Clupeiformes, Clupeidae. Gene Ontology annotation, cellular component: neuronal cell body; microtubule; cytosol. The record is from RefSeq and is a predicted model, not a curated record. Gene Ontology annotation, biological process: microtubule cytoskeleton organization; regulation of microtubule depolymerization; dendrite development. The transcript has 7 exons. Gene Ontology annotation, molecular function: microtubule binding; actin binding.